Messenger RNA from Pseudomassariella vexata, 1060 nucleotides. RefSeq lists its product as uncharacterized. The record is from RefSeq and is a predicted model, not a curated record. The transcript is spliced from 5 exons. The annotation marks the transcript as partial. NCBI's taxonomy places the organism in Eukaryota, Fungi, Ascomycota, Sordariomycetes, Amphisphaeriales, Pseudomassariaceae.
UUUAUCAAAUCAUCAUCUAACCAGAUGAAUCCCAGAAAGCGACUCCAUACUGAGUCAGAUGAGCUCGUCCUUUUGAACUACCGACGCAAAAUAUCAAGGAUUACACCGUAUGCGAUCCCUGCAGAGGAAGGAAGAUACGUUGCGGAAGGGAACGUCCCUCAUGCCUCAACUGCGAUAGAGCAGGGCAGGAGUGUACCUGGUUCGGACACGGCAAGAAGACGAGCCAGUCCGCGUACCCAUGCCGUCAUCAAUAUCCAUGUCCAGCUCGAGAGGCUGGAGCAGACUAUGUUGAAGAUACAAGACAGCCUACAUGAACUGCACCUGAGGAAAUCUAUCGGUUCGCUAGAUGAGUCACUGGGUAGUCAAUCUGUGACCAAUUCCGAUAUUGAAGCCCUCUUAUUGGACGCCCAAGCAGCCACAAGCAAUGGUUUGGGAGUGUGCCGGCGAUCCCUCUGUAAUGUUGCUGGUUGUCAGAUCUAUGCAGGGCCGACGUUGCUCCACUGCCUAAUACUGGAUGCCAAAGAAUUCAUCCUCGAAUCUAUAGUCAACGAGGGGACGCUCAAGCAGCACGAUGCAGCAACAGCCAAAAACCGUCUCGGCCAACUUCUGACAACGCAGCAUGACGUCUCCGAAGAGGCAGGUGGCAAAGAUGGUCUACCGCCUACGAUGCCCCCUACGGCCAUGCUGGAUGUUAUUUUUGAGCCUUAUUUCGAUCAGAUAAACCCAAGUUUCCCCAUUUGGACACGCCAGGGUUUGAGAGCUCAAAUUGACUCUCACAGAGCUAAUGACGUAGCCUGCGCCAUAUCAGCUAACAACAUGAUUAUCCUAACACUAGUAGCUAAAUUUGUGCGUGCCAUAUCUCGAAGGCCUCUGGAGUCAUCAGCGAAUGAGCAGACAUUUUCUUCGAUGGAGGCUGAACUGGCCAGACCGUUUGUUACCAACGCGAGGAGAGCCACCAAAAGCAUGGAUCGGCUCCUUGCCCCGAAGUUGGUCAACAUCCCAGCCCUGUUGUCAAUGUGCUUGAUUGCGCAAUACUAUCUUUCCGAAGAUAUAAUGUAUC